UUCCGGGUAGUGCUGGCCGUUUCCGCUUCCGGCCACUUGUUGCUGGAGGCCCUGACUGGAGGAUGGACCCGUUGGUGGCCCAGUGGUCCUCCCGGCUGCUGCAGCAGGAAAAAGAGAUUAAGUCUCUGACUCUUGAAAUCGAUCAGUUGAAAACUGGCGGCUGUAUAGUCACUUCUCCAGAUUUGGAGCAGUUGCGGGAAGAAAGUUUAAAGUUAAAGUAUCGACUGAAUAUCCUUCGAAGGAGUCUUCAAGCAGAAAGGAACAAACCAACUAAAAACAUGAUUAACAUCAACAGCCACCUACAAGAGAUCUUUGGCUGUGCCAUUAGGGCUGCGUAUCCCGAUUUGGCAAGCCCUCCGCUCAUGGUGACACCCAGUCAGCAGCCCAAGUUUGGGGACUAUCAGUGUAAUAGCGCUAUGGGUAUCUCUCAGAUGCUCAAAACCAAGGAACAGAGAGUGAAUCCAAGAGAAAUUGCCGAAAACAUUACCAAGCACCUCCCAGACAAUGACUGUAUUGAAAAAGUUGAAAUUGCUGGUCCCGGUUUUAUUAAUGUCCACUUACGGAAGGACUUUGUAUCAAAACAGCUGACCAAUCUCCUGGUGAAUGGUGUUCGACUGCCUGCCCUUGGAGAGAACAAAAAGGUUGUAGUGGACUUUUCUUCUCCCAACAUAGCUAAAGAGAUGCACGUAGGCCAUCUCAGGUCAACUAUCAUAGGAGAGAGCAUGUGCCGCCUCUUUGAAUUUGCGGGAUACGAUGUGCUAAGGUUAAACCACAUCGGAGACUGGGGGACCCAGUUUGGCAUGCUCAUCGCUCACCUGCAAGACACAUUUCCAGAUUACGUAACAGUUUCACCUCCUAUUGGGGAUCUUCAGGCCUUUUAUAAGGAAUCCAAGAAGAGAUUUGAUACUGAGGAGGAAUUUAAGAAGCGAGCCUACCAGUGCGUGGUUCUGCUGCAGGGUAAAGAUCCAGACAUCAUAAAAGCUUGGAAGCUCAUCUGUGAUGUCUCCCGCCAGGAGUUUAAUAAAAUCUACGAUGCAUUGGACAUAUCUUUGAUAGAGAGGGGAGAGUCCUUUUAUCAAGAUCGGAUGAAUGAUGUCGUAAAGGAAUUUGAAGAUAAAGGAUUUGUGCAAGUGGAUGAUGGCAGAAAGAUCGUAUUUGUCCCAGGAUGCUCCAUACCUUUAACCAUAGUAAAAUCAGAUGGAGGUUACACGUAUGAUACAUCUGACCUGGCUGCGAUUAAACAGCGACUACAUGAGGAAAAAGCAGAUACGAUUAUCUACGUGGUGGACAGUGGGCAAUCUGUGCACUUUCAGGCGAUAUUUGCUGCUGCUCAGAUGAUCGGUUGGUAUGACCCUAAAGUCACUCGAGUGUCCCAUGCCGGGUUUGGUGUGGUGCUGGGGGAAGACAAGAAGAAGUUUAAAACACGUUCAGGUGAAACAGUGCGCCUCAUAGACCUUUUGGAAGAAGGAUUAAAACGAUCCAUGGACAAAUUGAAGGAGAAGGAACGAGACAAGGUCCUAACCGCAGAGGAGUUGAAGGCUGCUCAGACAUCCGUAGCUUACGGCUGUAUCAAAUACGCCGAUCUCUCCCAUAACCGGCUGAACGACUACAUCUUCUCCUUUGACAAAAUGCUGGAUGACAGAGGGAACACAGCUGCUUACUUACUGUAUGCCUUCACCAGAAUCAGGUCUAUUGCGCGUCUGGCCAGUGUCGACGAAGAGAUGCUCCAGAAAGCGGCUCGAGAGACCACGAUCGUUUUGGACCAUGAGAAGGAGUGGAGACUAGGCCGGUGCAUUUUACGGUUCCCUGAGAUUCUGCAGAAGAUUUUAGAUGACCUGUUUCUCCACACGCUCUGCGAUUAUAUCUAUGAGCUGGCGACUACUUUCACUGAAUUCUACGAUAGCUGCUACUGUGUAGAGAAAGAUCGACAGACUGGAAAAGUGUUGAAGGUGAACAUGUGCCGUAUGCUGCUGUGUGAAGCAGUGGCCGCUGUCAUGGCCAAGGGCUUCGAUAUCCUGGGCAUAAAACCCGUCCAGAGAAUGUAGUCCUUCCGAGGUUCCAAUGCUGUUUCCACCAAAGCAGCCAUUAGCGCUGUUUGCUUUUUUACAAUCAUGUGGCUAUAAAAGCAAGUAAAUGAAAUUUGUCAACUA
Messenger RNA from Artibeus jamaicensis (Jamaican fruit-eating bat), 2150 nucleotides. It is a transcript of the gene RARS1, whose product is annotated as arginyl-tRNA synthetase 1. The coding region runs from base 63 to 2045 and encodes 660 amino acids. Lineage: Eukaryota; Metazoa; Chordata; Mammalia; Chiroptera; Phyllostomidae. The record is from RefSeq and is a predicted model, not a curated record. The transcript has 15 exons. Gene Ontology annotation, molecular function: arginine-tRNA ligase activity; ATP binding. Gene Ontology annotation, biological process: arginyl-tRNA aminoacylation. Gene Ontology annotation, cellular component: cytoplasm.